This is a messenger RNA of Colletotrichum chrysophilum, 1104 nucleotides long. RefSeq lists its product as uncharacterized. The record is from RefSeq and is a predicted model, not a curated record. Lineage: Eukaryota; Fungi; Ascomycota; Sordariomycetes; Glomerellales; Glomerellaceae. The transcript has a single exon. The coding region runs from base 1 to 1104 and encodes 367 amino acids.
AUGGCCGGCUUUCCUAGCCCUUCUGUCAUUGACCGACUAACUAACCUCCCAGUCGAACUCCAGCACAACGUCUUGAUAGAACUUCUCUCGACCAGCAGCCCCUGUGUCUUUGCUCUAUUUGUCCCAGAAUGGGGCGUCUGUUCUCACGGAAACGACCCAGUGAACGCCGCGUAUGAUCUACAGAGGACCGAAGUCUACACCCGGGGAGUUAAUGGCGGUCAAGGGACUUUCGUGUCUGGUAACGUGCAUCGCGAGGGGGACCACGUCUCGUUCCCUCUGAAAAAUAAUAUCCCAUGUCGAACCAUCGAAGAACUCAAGUCACGUUUUCCUGCGGCCAUGGACUGGGCUCUGAAAGACCUGGAGCGAACCCGACUUCAAUGUUAUCACCAAAUCUUCCCACGAGCGCCCGACGAUGAUAUAGGUAAGUACAUGGCACACGGCGGCCUGGUCUUUGGUGAGUAUGACCCCGUAGAACAACAAGACAAGCUCGACCACCCUCCAGCACCGACAGCAGAAAUGCAGAUGUGCGAGCUGCCGCGCCACCUGAUGUUCCACAGCGUGCCCAACGACCCCUGGUUCCGCCUCCGCCUGCGGCGCAACCCCGAGCCCAAGAUCGGCUUCGGGAUGCGGUUCUUCGUGGAGGCCGGCGCGAGCAUGCUGCAGGUGGACUGGAGCGUCAUGCCGCAGCUGGAGACGGUGUUCCUCGACCUGCGGUCGUACGGGCGCGGGCACCGCGGCUCCCGUGGCAAGCCGGAGGACGACGGCAUCCGGCGCGGCGCGGCGGAGAUGAGCCGCUGUCUGCGGCUGCAGGACCUGGUCAUCGCGGGCCUGCGGAGCGGCGGUAAGUAUGUGCGGCCGCCGGGCUGGCAGCUGUGUGACUGGGAGGUGGACGAGUGGGAGGUUGACGGGGAGGUCAACUGGGUCAAGGUGUUUUGCGGGGCUGUGAGGGAGGGCGGCCGGUUGGUGUUUAUUGAUCGCAGGGUCGUUGAUGUGGAUUGGGGGAUGUGGAGAGUGAGGGCUAAGAUUCAAGGUAUGUUGCCCAAGGAUCGCUCUCAGGAGAAAGGCGGCAUGACCUACCUGGCUCAUGUCGACAAGUUAAUGUGA